Messenger RNA from Rubroshorea leprosula, 600 nucleotides. Lineage: Eukaryota; Viridiplantae; Streptophyta; Magnoliopsida; Malvales; Dipterocarpaceae. The record is from the annotation of a GenBank genome assembly.
AUGUUGUUUUUGUGCUCGGAAGCCUUGGGCUUCCGAGUUUUGCUGCUUGAGCCGCCGGGUUCUCCGGCUGCUCAAGCCUGAUGGAGCCGGCCUGCUCCCUGCUCCGAUGACCCAAUGAGGUUUCACGGCUCCUUGCUCCCUCACGCAAAUCUACCGAGCUACACGCUGGAAUUCCCAGAUCUGGCGACCGUCGCCCAGAUCUGGUCUUCGCCUGCACGGUUUCUCGCCUCGGCGUCCUGGAGUCUGGAUUCAACCUCUAGAUGGAUUAUUUUCUAUUUUCUCUUCUUUGCUGCUGCAUUGUCGUCUUCUCCGUCGUCUUCGUCGUCUUCGUCGUCGUCGUCUUCGUCUUCGUCGUCGUCGUCUUCGUCGUCGUCGUCUUCGUCGUCGUCGUCUUCGCCGUCGUCGUCUUCGCCGUCGUUGACCUCAACAAUUCUUCCGCAACAGAAGCAGGAGUCACCUUUGUGUACUCCAAGAAGUUCUGGAUUUCUUCAAACGAAACCCAGAUCUGGAGAGGAAGAAGAAGAGGGGAAGAGAGGAGAGAAAAAGAAUAAGAAAAAUUAAAAAAAGUCAUGUGGGUCCCAUUAAAAGGAAAAGUUUAAA